Guyanagaster necrorhizus is the source of this 168-nucleotide messenger RNA. RefSeq lists its product as uncharacterized. The record is from RefSeq and is a predicted model, not a curated record. The annotation marks the transcript as partial. Gene Ontology annotation, cellular component: PcG protein complex; transcription regulator complex; chromatin. Lineage: Eukaryota; Fungi; Basidiomycota; Agaricomycetes; Agaricales; Physalacriaceae. Gene Ontology annotation, molecular function: DNA-binding transcription factor activity, RNA polymerase II-specific; zinc ion binding; RNA polymerase II cis-regulatory region sequence-specific DNA binding. Gene Ontology annotation, biological process: regulation of transcription by RNA polymerase II. The transcript is spliced from 2 exons.
AGGAAGCACAUUUGCACGACUUGUAACAAGUCGUUCAAUAGGCCGAGUAGCCUCAGGAUACACGUUAACACGCAUACCGGUGCUACCCCAUUUCGUUGUCCAUUCCCCGGAUGCGGUAGGGAAUUCAACGUCAACUCCAACAUGCGCCGCCACUACCGAAACCAUACU